AUUGAUUUAUUUUUAAUCGUGACAGUUUUCAUUUUUAGGACAUGAAUUAUAGUACGUCACACACUCAUCGCAUAACCUCAAGUAAGCUCACAUCAUGAAAAACACUGACAUGUAGUAGAUGUACUGAUUGAGUGAACGCUGAGAGAUUUGACUACAUGAGGCUGAAGCCUCUAAUGUCACUGAAGUUUCUGCAUGUUGUCCAUCCUCAUCAUUCACAUCCCAGCAUAGGAUAGCCUCACUUUUUGCAUGCCCUGACUCCUCCCCCUCCAUGCCUUUGGCUCCUCCCACCCCUGAAAUUCGCUUGCGAAAACUUGUUGAUGAGAGGGAAAACUUAAUAGAGCAGGUUAAGAGAUUGAAAGGUCAACUUGAGCAGAAGAAACAGAAGAAUGGUAUAGAGGACGUGUCCAGCCCAGAGGGAGAUGUGCUGGAGAAUGGCGCUGACUCCAACAUCAUGGAUAUACAGAGGGAUGCCAACAGACAAGUCAAUGACCUCAGAUUUAAGCUUGUCAAAUCAGAGCAAGAAGUCACAGCACAUGAACAGAAUGUCACAAGGCUCGAGGGUCAGGUGACCCGUUACAAAGCCGCAUCUGAAAAUGCAGAGAAGGUGGAGGACGAACUCAAAGCUGAAAAACGCAAACUGCAGCGUGAGUUACGCUCUGCACUGGACAAGAUUGAAGAGUUGGAGUCCAGUAACAGCCAUCUCUCGAAAAGGCUGGAGAAGAUGAAGAGUGGCCGGGCAACAGCAACAACUCCCUAAUGGUUUCAGAUCUGCCCCAUAAUCUGCCCAAAAUCACCAUUCCCAAUGGGCAUUUCCUAUCAUUCUGCACCUUAUGCAAAGUUAAUAAAACUAUAAACAAGCUCAUGAGAACCGUGAUACAUUAUAUUCUGCAACCGUGCCAUUUCCUCCUAUUUAUCCAUUUAGCUUGAGUUCUUCAUCUUUGGAGAACCCAGUCAGGACUUUCUGAAGGAUGCAGGAGGACUCUUAGUGUUGCUUCAUUCAAAUGCACAAACACUGUAGUUCAAAAAGUUAGAAUGGUAAUUGUCACAUUUGAAUCUUGCUGUGACUGAAUUGAUUCAAGCGUAAUGUGCAAGGCUUCCCGAGAUUAUUUGGAGAAGGAUCUUAAAAGUUACUCUUUGAAAUUCUGAAUGUGAAGAUCAGGACAUGUUGUCCAGAUCUAGGAUGUCUGGGUGGUCAUUUGUUUGAUUAAAGAUAAAGACACCCGUUGCUUCACUAAGACAAGACAGACAAGUAUGUAUGAUUGUGCGUGUUUGAUGCUUUCAUGUGUUCCACUCUAAAAUAUAUUUAAUUAUCACUAGUUGAGUCGACUAGAUCUUCCAUAUGUACCUGAAGCCAAAGGUUCUUGAGUAGUUUUACAGCUGUUGCCAUCUGUGUUCUUUUAAUUAUGUGUUUCCUCUAAUGAAUUGUCUAUAAGGGGCUUCCUAACAUGUCAGAAAGACUGAUGUGACAUACAUGAGGAUGAAUACUGAUUCUUAGUGCAUUUUGUUGUUGCAUUGAUGGUGAAAUUCAACCCUAACUGAACCACAUAAAUCAGGAAGUUGUUCAAGGAUUUCAGGCUGAGCAGCAACCUUUGGUGCAUUAAUUGCUGAAGACUGUUGUGAUCACAAAUACCAUUUAUUAUCACCAUCCCCGAUGAGAGGCGGCCCCACCCUGUUUACAAUGCUUUAAACCAUUUAUAGGUUAACUUUAUGAAAACUGAAGUGUUAUGUUAUGAUCUGCAAUAAA
Messenger RNA from Sinocyclocheilus grahami, 1744 nucleotides. RefSeq names its product leucine-rich repeat flightless-interacting protein 2-like. The record is from RefSeq and is a predicted model, not a curated record. Lineage: Eukaryota; Metazoa; Chordata; Actinopteri; Cypriniformes; Cyprinidae. The coding region runs from base 269 to 757 and encodes 162 amino acids. Gene Ontology annotation, biological process: regulation of transcription by RNA polymerase II. Gene Ontology annotation, molecular function: DNA-binding transcription factor activity, RNA polymerase II-specific; RNA polymerase II cis-regulatory region sequence-specific DNA binding. The transcript has 6 exons.